Messenger RNA from Aspergillus welwitschiae, 941 nucleotides. RefSeq names its product protein transporter TIM9 (gene tim9). The record is from RefSeq and is a predicted model, not a curated record. The transcript is spliced from 3 exons. Lineage: Eukaryota; Fungi; Ascomycota; Eurotiomycetes; Eurotiales; Aspergillaceae. Bases 228 to 494 code for a protein of 88 amino acids.
UUUGCCGGUUUGGGAAUGACCUCGGUUUCGGCAAUGGAUGAGUCAGCACGAUCAACAAGCGGUCCGGUUCCGGUCACCUGAUCGGAGCUGGAUAAGGCACGUGAUCACAUCAGAGCCUGCGGUCCGUAGAGCAGCUCCGGAGCUACGGUCGUCAUCACGACCCAGGCCUCUUGUUAUCAAACGCUACCCUUUUUGAUUUACCUAGCUUCAGACCCAAUCACAUCACAAUGGAAUCCCUCAACGCCUCUGAGCAGCGUGAGCUCGCCUCUCGCAUGGAGAGACGCCAGAUGAAGGAAUUCAUGACCAUGUACUCCAAGCUCGUCCAGCGCUGCUUCGAUGACUGCGUCAACGACUUCACCACCAAGUCCCUGAUCAACCGGGAAGAGGGCUGUGUCCUGCGCUGCGUUGACAAGUUCAUGAAGGGAUCGGCUCGCCUGAACGAGCGGUUCCAGGAACAGAACCAGGCCAUGAUGAUGCAGGGACAACAGCGGUAAAUGGGAAAUUUAGCAUGGGGUUCGGUUGCUUUGCUUUGCCUUGACUUUGGCGGUUUCUGUAUAAAAUAUUAGAAUUUUUGCAAUGAUGACAUCCCCUAAUGGCCGGCGAUGGGCACCCGCUCGCUCUUGAGGAGCAAGUUUUGGUUGCCGAGCUCACAGUAUGGAGGUAUACUGUUGCUGCCGUGAUUGUAAUAUAUGGAAUGGAAAUAGCAUUUGAAGUAAACUAUGCUGGUUAGGAUACAGAUGGUCAGUUGUAGCAUGUAUCAGGCAUAAUGGAUAUUUCAUUUGCAGGCAUAAAUGUGGUAUAACCAUGAUGAAGUCAUCGACAUUUGACUUUCUCCAAUUUUGCUUCUUUCUUCUCCAAAAGACGUGAGGGGAUGAGUCCCUAAGAAUACUUUUACAGAUAGGUCUACUUACGAGCCAUUGCCGUGUAGAGUGAUGACUGGA